Molecule: messenger RNA, 2893 nt
Organism: Epinephelus lanceolatus (giant grouper)
Lineage: Eukaryota; Metazoa; Chordata; Actinopteri; Perciformes; Serranidae
Product: GTPase IMAP family member 7-like
Molecular function (GO): GTP binding
Source: RefSeq, a predicted model, not a curated record
GGCCGCAUGUGACGUGCAUUAUACCGAGUAGCAAAACAAAAUGGAGGUGUGUGGUGAUUAUACUGUGUCGAAAAACAAAACGGAUGCAUGUAAAAACACCUACAGUCACUUUUUUUGGGCACGCUAUGUAGUCAGGAAGUGAGAGUGGCGGCCAAACUCAGAGAGAAUACAGGAAACCUAUUCACACUCAGGCAGUCUUGUCAGUCACUCUGACUAACUGUCGCCUCACUGUAACUUCAUUUUUGACAACAUGGACGACAGGAGACUUGUCAUUCUGGGGAAAACUGGAGUUGGGAAAAGCAGCCUGGCUAACACCAUACUUGGAGAGAAACCAUUCAAGGUUGAUGAUACUUCCAACUCUGGAACAAAAGAAUGUCAAGCAGAAACCAGAUCUGUCAAUGGAAGAAACAUCACUUUGAUCGACACUCCUGGUUUCUUUGACACAGAGAAAUCUGAGGAGGAGCUGAAGUGUGAGAUAGUGAGGUGUAUCACAGAGUGCGCUCCUGGGCCUCAUGCUUUUCUCAUUGUACUUAAAGUGGAGAAAUUCACAAAGCAUGAGCAGGAUGUCAUCGACAAAAUCAAUGAAUGCUUUUCUGAAGAAGUCUUCAAAUAUGCAACAAUCCUCUUCACUCAUGGUGACCAGCUGGCGGAAGGAGAAAAAAUUGAGGAUUUUGUCAGCAAGAAUAAGUCCUUGAGUGAUCUGGUGGAGAAAUGCGGAGGCCGCUGCCAUGUCAUUGAUAAUAAAUACUGGAAGAACAACCAACAGGAUGAAUACAGGAGCAACAAGUACCAGGUGGAGAAACUACUUAACACAAUAGAUGAGAUAACAAAAGCAAACAAAGGAAGGUGUUACACCAAUGAGAUGCUCCAAGUAGCACAGGAAAUAAUUGAACAAAAGAAGACGCACAUUAGAAAGUCAUCAGAAAACAUGUCAGAGGAAGAGAUCACACGGCAGGCUAAAGACAGGGCAUCUAAGGAAUUCUGGCUCAGAUUGGCAGGUGUUGGAAAAGGUGUAUUGUUAGGAGCUUUGUUUGGUGUAAAACUGUUAGGUAGAAUAGUUUUCAACAUUUUAAAGGGACUAGUGACUGUGGCCAAAGCACCUGUAGUAGCAGUACCAGCAGCUGCAGGAGAAACAGCAGCAGGUUCAGCAGCAGGAGGAACAGCAGCAGCAGGGGGACUAGGAGUAACAUUGAUCUCAAUUGGGGUAUCUGCUGCAGUGGGAGCAGCAGUGGGAGGUUAUACAGGAUAUCAUGCAGCUGAGGGAGCAAACACGGCAUUGGAAGCAGCAAUGAUGGCAGCAGCUGCUGUCAAGGGGGGAGCCCAGUCUAUCGAAUUGAUCAAAGAUGGAGUGAGCGAUUGUUUGAAUGUUUCAAGCAAACUAACAUAUUCAAAGUUAAAAGAGAGUUAAAACCUACAAUGAGCUGUGACUCCAAAAGACAGGGAGGAGAAUAUAUCAAUAAAGUCAUGUCUCCCUGUAGAUCACAUGAAAAUCUUUUUAACCCAUCGUUAACCUUUGAACUGAAAUAUGUUUAUUCAUAUGUGAUAUGUCACAGGUUUUAUCUUGUCUGAGCUUCAAGCGCUUUUUCCUGUUUCACAAUCUAUCUUUAUGCCUCCACACCAGUGAAAUGCAGCCAGAGGCAAUAUGUUUUCAGGUUGUCUGUCCUUCCAUCCAUCCAUCUGUCUGUCCCUCCCAUUCUUGCUAACAUGGUAUCUCAAAAGAAUGCCAAAUUUGGCACCAAUGUCCACUUGGACACAACCAUGACCUGAUUAAUUUUUUGUGGUCAUUGGUCAAAGGCCAAAGUCAAUGUAACCUUGCAUCAGCCUCAAUCUCAUGAACACGACUCCUCUCGAACACCUGGAUGGAAUUUUUUGAAUUUGGCAAAAAUAUCCACUUAGACUGAAGAAUUUGGUGGUCGAAGGUCAAAGGUCAAAGGUCAAAGUCAGUGUGACCUCACAAAACACAUUUUGGUUAAAACUCAAGAAUUCCUACACUAACUAUAUGACAGAAAUGUCUAAUAGGAUAAAAUGAUGAAUUGAAGACAUUGUAUAUAAAAAAGGUCAAAGGUCAGCUUCACUGUGACAUCAUAAUGUUCUGUAUAAAACAGUGUGUUGCCCGGGGGAAGAUGUUUGUGAAGCACCAGUGUUUUCAGAUGUGGACGUGAUCCAAACUGCAUUGUAAAUAUUUGGAUUUGCACCUUAUUUUUAUUGUAUAUGAUAUUUUUUCACUGUUUCUUACUUUGUAUUGUAACUGCUGCACAGCAAGUUGCAAAUUUAUCUUAACCACAGACUCUGUGUUUGAUGUGUUGUUAAGUGCAUAUACUAUAAACCAGUGGUACUCAACUCAUGGCCCAUGGGCCACAUUUGGCCCACGACAGGGUGCCAGGUGGUCGACCAACCACUUACUAGUUCACAAUGGAAAAAAACUGAUCCAAUUGGAUUUUUUUGUGCUUUGAAUCUAAAUUAGCUGCCAGAGUGCAAAAAAGCAUCAAAAUAGAGCUGUUUCUGAGGUCAGGGCUACGUCCCAAAUGUCUUCAAGUCCCAAAAAACACCCCCACGUACAGCAAACAUCAAGGGGUUGAAAACAAGCAACUCAUUUGUUAUAUUUACUAAUAAAUAUUUUAAUGUUUCUUUAUUAACUAGUUGUCAUUUUGCAAAAGUUGCCCCUGAGCACGGCAAGUUGAGUAUCCCUGCUGUAAACUGAAGCUGCAAACCACAAAUAUAAAAUUGUUUUAACAUAUUUUAUGUCUGAGAUCUUUUAAAAAUGUUGUAAUCAAAUCAAUGUACUCAUUGUUCACUGUUCUCUGUUGAAAAAGCUAACCAGCAAAUAUCAUUUAAUCUAUGUACAACAUCAAUUUGUUUGAAUAGCUGUGAUUGUUAGUGGAUUAAAAUGUAU